UUGGGUGACGACAUGUGCUAGGGAACAGCAAGGAGGCAGCAAAGCAUCCAAGCUACUAAUGCUGGGAUUGGAGGUCGGAAGCUGCUCUAUGGGGAGACCAGGGCGCCUUUGCAUGGGCUAAGCAGGAGGAGUGUGCCUUGCCCUCCACCCUCCUUCCUCUUCUCCCCUCUCCUUCCCACCAAGGGGUUGCUUUUCAUGAUCCAAGCAGACCUCCAAGGGACUGACAGCCUGGGUGCAGCAUGACAAGACAGACUGCAGGAAGCUGUGAGGGUUGCUGAAGAUGUCAGAGAGCCUGGACACGGAAGAGAAACCUCCAGCGCCUCCACUGAGAAUGAACAGCAACAACCGCGAUUCUUCUGCGCUGAACCACGGCUCCAAGCCUCUCCCUAUGGCUCCCGAAGAGAAGAACAAGAAGGCCCGGCUACGCUCCAUCUUUCCAGGCGGAGACAAAACAAACAAGAAGAAAGAGAAAGAACGUCCCGAGAUCUCCCUCCCUUCGGACUUUGAACACACCAUCCAUGUGGGCUUUGAUGCGGUCACCGGGGAAUUCACCCCAGAUCUCUAUGGCUCACAGAUGUGCACAGGGAAGCUCCCAGAGGGCAUUCCUGAACAGUGGGCCCGGUUACUGCAAACCUCCAAUAUAACCAAACUGGAGCAGAAGAAGAACCCGCAAGCUGUUUUGGAUGUCCUCAAGUUCUACGAUUCCAAAGAGACUGUAAACAACCAGAAAUACAUGAGCUUUACAUCAGGAGAUAAGAGCGCCCACGGAUAUAUUGCGGCCCAUACUUCGAGCACAAAAACAGCCUCGGAACCCCCACUCGCCCCCCCUGUUUCUGAAGAAGAGGAUGAGGAAGAUGAAGAAGAGGAUGAUGACAACGAACCUCCACCGGUUAUUGCCCCUCGGCCAGAACAUACAAAAUCGAUUUAUACCCGUUCUGUCAUUGAGCCUGUUGCAACUCCAGCCCCGGUGAAGGAGCCCCCCACCCCGCAGCCUGAGAACUCCAACACAAACACUUUGUAUAGGAACACAGACCGGCAACGGAAAAAAUCCAAGAUGACCGACGAGGAAAUUCUAGAGAAAUUAAGAAGCAUUGUGAGUGUCGGGGACCCAAAGAAGAAAUACACACGGUUUGAAAAAAUUGGCCAAGGGGCAUCGGGUACAGUGUAUACUGCAAUAGACAUUGCUACAGGGCAGGAGGUGGCUAUAAAACAAAUGAAUCUCCAACAGCAACCCAAAAAGGAAUUAAUAAUUAAUGAAAUCCUGGUCAUGAGGGAAAAUAAGAAUUCAAACAUCGUGAACUAUUUAGAUAGUUACCUUGUUGGUGAUGAACUUUGGGUCGUCAUGGAGUAUUUGGCCGGGGGUUCGUUGACGGAUGUUGUUACAGAAACCUGCAUGGAUGAAGGACAAAUAGCUGCUGUCUGUAGGGAGUGCCUGCAAGCUCUAGAUUUCUUGCAUUCAAACCAAGUGAUCCAUCGAGACAUCAAGAGUGACAACAUUCUCCUUGGGAUGGAUGGAUCUGUCAAACUCACUGACUUUGGCUUCUGUGCCCAGAUUACGCCGGAGCAAAGUAAACGGAGCACAAUGGUAGGGACCCCUUACUGGAUGGCGCCCGAAGUCGUCACGCGGAAAGCGUACGGCCCCAAAGUGGACAUCUGGUCUUUAGGGAUCAUGGCAAUAGAAAUGGUGGAAGGAGAACCUCCGUAUCUGAAUGAAAAUCCUCUCAGGGCCUUGUACUUGAUAGCCACAAAUGGGACACCUGAACUCCAGAAUCCCGAGAGAUUAUCUGCUGUUUUCCGAGAUUUUUUGAACCGCUGUCUUGAGAUGGAUGUUGACCGACGCGGUUCUGCAAAGGAACUUUUGCAGCAUCCGUUUUUAAAACUGGCCAAGCCACUCUCCAGUUUGACCCCGUUGAUCAUUGCGGCAAAGGAGGCGAUAAAGAACAGUAGUCGCUAGCGGCUUGAGUCGCCCAUAUUUACUCCAUCUUAGCGGGACUGAAUUGGGGGGGAAACGACUCUGUCGAACCUCAGACUUUUUCUGCUGCUGGAUGGGAAGGUGAAGAACCAUCAUGGUCGCAGUUGACGGGGGACAGAGGUCGUGGUCCUCUGCCCCUCCCUGCAGAAGAGAAAACUUAUCACUUGUCUCCUUCCCUCUCUUAGACCCCUUAAUUUAUUUCUAAGGUGAACAGGAGCUUCGCGGACAGAGGCAGGACCGUAAGCUUCUUUUGUGCUUUCGGCCAUUUCUUGGGAACGGGGGAGCGACGGUGCCGCAUGAAGGCUCUCCGCACUCAUCCGGACAAGAGCGGCAGCCCCAACGGCCCCCUCCUCUUCUGAGUCUUCCCCCACUCCUCUUUUGGCUUUGAAACUGAAGGGAGGUCCUCUUCCACUCCACUCCUUGGGACGGAUCCCAAACUGUUUACAAGCAACUGGUCGGUUUGCUUGUCCUGAGAUGAGGAGGAUCCUGAGGAAGCUUGCUUUAUUUAACCAAAUAAUAAUGAUGAUGAUAAUAAUAAUUAAUAAACCAAGAAGCAGAUCAAUCACAGCAUCCUCUUUGGGGUGGGUGGGGAUUAUGCCUUGAAAUAUGGAUAGCAUCACAUUCCUGGGAAACCUAAGGAUGAUGUGCUAGGUAUUGGCGUUUCUAAGCUGGUGGAUUCUUCUUCCCCAAGAAGAAACAAAACUUGUAAUGUGAGAAUCUCAUUGUUCCAACUGGGCUCAUAUUGACUUCAUAGCUAAUAUAGUAUGACCUCUCAUAUCCAUGAGAUUGGUCUUCAUGAUUUCACUUAUUUGCAUCUGAAAAAAAUUUCUCUCUAGGAAUUUUCUAGGUCCUCCAGUAUGAUUCUGUGGUAUGUUUUUGCCAGAAUAUGGCCAUAGAGCCAUGUUGGCGGAACUAAAAAUGCUAAAGAUGUGGUCUCUAGGUCCUUCAUGCAGUGUAUGCGUCUGCCAGAGUAUGACCAUAGAUUCAUGCUAGAAGACUUAGAAAUGCUAGAGAGUUGCUCUCUAGGAAUAUUCUAGGUAAUCUACUGGGACUCUGUGAUACAUUUUUGCCAGGAGAUUACCAUAGAGCCAUGUUGGAGGACCUAGAAAUGCUAAUGAUGUGGUCUCUUAAGUCCUUCAUGCAGUGUGGUAUGCUUCUGACAGAGGAUGACCAUAGAUUCAUGCUAGAAGAGCUAGAAAUGUUGGAGAGCCGUUCUCUAGGAUUAUUCUAGGUCCUCUAGUGGGACUCUCUUAGACAUUUUUGUCAGAAGAUGACCAUAGAGCCAUGUUGGAGGACCUAGAAAUACUAAGGAUGUGGUCUCUAGGUCCUUCAUGCAGCGUGGUAUGUGUUUGCCAGAAGAUGACCACAGAUUCAUGCUAGAAGAGCUAGAAAUGCUGGAGAGCUGCUCUCUAGGAAUAUUCUAGGUUAUCUACUGGGACUCUGUGAUACAUUUUGCCAGAAGAUGACAACAGAGCCAUGUUGGAGGACCUAGAAAUGCUAAUUCUGUGGUCUCUAAGUCCUUCAUGCAGUGUGGUAUACUUCUGACAGAGGAUGACCAUAGAUUCAUGCUAGAAGACCUAGAAAUGCUAGAGAACUUCUUUCUAGAAAUACUCCUUGUCCUCUAUUGGGACUCUGGGAUACAUUUUUUGCCAGAAGAUGACCUUAGAGUCAUGCUGGAGAACCAAGAAAUGCUAAGGAGGUGUUCUUUCUAAUCAUUUACUAGAUGCUUCCACAUGAAUCUAUGAUAGGCUUCCACUGGAAGCUGACCAAAGGUUCAUUCUGGAAGACCUCAAAAUGCUAGAGAGUCCAGCAUGAUUCUCCGGAGGAACUAAACAUCUAAGUCUUCCAGAGAGACUCCAUGAUAUGCUUCCACUGGGAUUUGUUCAUUUUGAAAGGAUUCACAAUUACUUGCAGUUUCAUGUUUCCACAAUAAGCCCAGAAAUGUCUUCUCUGCAGUUAUGGGGAUCGUUGUACAAUCACCAAUGAGACCAGUUUGGCCAAGUGCUCAUUUCCUUCCCAAUCCCACUGAACUGAAGUUGACCAGGAAUCUACGUCAUACUUCAGGAUUCGGACUUACUGCACCUAGAUUCUUAAAGAACUCACUUACAAGGGAAACAGGACCUUUGCUUCCAUGGUAGUUCCAAAACUCACUGAGCCAUAGCUGGUCAUGCCAUAAUCCAUACUGGUGUUGUCUUGAGAAAAUGGCCUCAUGGACCUCCCGUGACGUUAACCUAACUGGGUCUAGGAGAACACCAUCUUCAAGCCAUGGUCAUUGUGAUGGUGUUAGCUGAAAAUUCUUCCUCCUCCAUAGAAAAAACUUGGCUGAGUAUCUGAAGCCAUCUCAAUAAACAGGGUUUGGGGAGGGUUGUAGUGGUUUGGAGCCUUACUCUGAGGAUUCCCACCCGAUUGCUGUGUGUACUGAAAUAGGUAGGUUUGGUGCUCAUGAAAGUAGGAAUUAUUUUUCCAGAGCCACAAAGGAGCGUGGAAAAUGCAGCAAUAUCUAAACCUGUUGUGGGGAUUUCUUGCUUAGGUUUGCUAUAAGCUGUGAUCCUGAAUGCAUACUGUUGAACCUGGAAUCUCUGAACUCUUUGUAUUGCUGAAACUGGGCCAUGACUGUGAAUAUCUGUUCAAGAAGCAAACAAGCUUUGAUUAAAUGAAUUUGCAUUAAUGUUUCUUCCGA
Anolis sagrei ordinatus is the source of this 4652-nucleotide messenger RNA. It is a transcript of the gene PAK3, whose product is annotated as p21 (RAC1) activated kinase 3. Gene Ontology annotation, molecular function: ATP binding; protein serine/threonine kinase activity. Lineage: Eukaryota; Metazoa; Chordata; Lepidosauria; Squamata; Anolidae. The record is from RefSeq and is a predicted model, not a curated record. Gene Ontology annotation, biological process: intracellular signal transduction; protein phosphorylation; regulation of axonogenesis. Gene Ontology annotation, cellular component: cytoplasm.